AUGAAUAAUAAAAUUGGUUCUAUUCCUUCCCUUGAUGGUAACCAAGUUAAUGUUAUUAAUUCUAAUGCUAGCAACGAAGAUAACUCCCAUAUAUUAUCCCCUUCUAGUUCCUCAGCCGCAGUACCUAAUAUGAAAUACUACAAGACCAUAAUAAUAGGACCCAAGAAAUCGGGGAAAAGCUCAUAUUUGUGUAAAUUAACUACUACAAUUUUCCAAGAGACUUAUUAUCCUACAAAUAUAGAAAGUUUCAACACUUUUAAUGUAACAAUUGAUCCUAAUGAUAUUAUAUUACAACAGAAUGAAUAUAAAGAAUUCAAUAAUUCUGUAACAUAUGUUAAUGAUCCAAUAUAUUUUGAUGUUUUGGAUACAUCAGGCAUUUCAUUGAAGCAGUUUGAAGAACAGGCUAGCGGAGGUAGUGGUAAUAAUAAUAAUAAUAACGACAACAAUAAUAAUAUUAAUGCCAAUGGUAGAGCUAAUCCAAUAAUGUCCAGUCAAUUUCGAUUAUGUUUAGAUUAUGAGUUUUGGAUAAAGAAUCAACUUUUAGGGUGUUUUAUCAUGUUCGAUGUUACCAAUUUAAGCGAUAUAAAAUUAACGUAUGAGCACAUCUUACCAUUAUUAUUCAAUAAGAUCGGAAAAUCUAAUGCAGAUCAAAAUUACAGUAAGCUUUGUUGUAUUAUAAUUGGUAACAAAACUGAUUUAAAAAUCGACUCGACAUGUAAAAAAUGGGUCGAUAGAAUUAAAAAAGACUUUGUUAAUAAAUACAAAUAUUGCAAUUAUGUAGAGUUUAGUUGUAAAGAAGACAAUUUAAGUAUUUUACAACUACCGCUGCUGGAAUUAAGCAAAAUAAUCGAGAUUAGGAAACAGGAAACUAUAACUAGCAAUCAAAAAGAUAAAAUUAAGAAAUAUAAAGAUGCGCGAUCUAAAGGGGAAUGCAUAAUCCAAUAA
Messenger RNA from Saccharomycodes ludwigii, 945 nucleotides. RefSeq lists its product as uncharacterized. The record is from RefSeq and is a predicted model, not a curated record. NCBI's taxonomy places the organism in Eukaryota, Fungi, Ascomycota, Saccharomycetes, Saccharomycodales, Saccharomycodaceae. Bases 1 to 945 code for a protein of 314 amino acids. The transcript has a single exon.